AUGAUGUCACAAAUCUGUCAAUUAUAAUAUUAGUAGUCGAAAUAUUAUUUAAGUGAGGUUUGCUAUUUAAAGGUUAAUAAUAUUAUUAGAUUUCACUAUAAUAUUAUUUAUUAUCUAAAAAAUAAGAAAGUUUUUGUUUUAAGCAUCAAUUUCAUGGGAAAAAAUCAAAGCAAAAAAAUAGAAGAAAGAGAGUAAAGUUUUUGUGGACUUCUUGAUUUAAAUGUAAAAUAGAUGAAUUAAGAUAUGGAAGUAUUAACCACAUUAAAUGAAUUUUUCACUAAAUCCUAAGAAUACAUUUACUUAUAAAAUCUCUCUAAUUUCACUAAAUAAAUGGCAUUCGCAUGCUACAGCUACAAGAAAAUGAAGGUUGUAGCUAUCUUGUUUAAGCAAUUUUUCUAGGAAAGUUAGGUUGAUAAUGAAAAAUCAAAAAUACAAAAUGAGUAAAUCUGCAAUUCGAUGGAUGAAAAAGCAUAGUUUUUAGCUAGUUUUAACUCAAAGGAGUCCCCUUUUAGUGUAGGCUAUGAUCUAUUUGAAGUUGAUUUAGAUGUGAUUUUAAAAUAGUAUAAAAUGGAAGAUCUUUACAUCUAAGAUUCUUCAUCCAUUAAAAAUAUGUUCAUUGAUAUUAAUGAAAGGAAAAAAUAUCAGGGAAAUUGUUUUGAUUUGAAGAGUUUUUCCAAAAAAGUUGAUUUGUUUUAGUUAAGCAUGAAUAAUGGAAACAAUCAGAGUGGAAUAAUAGUGCUCAGUAAUCUAAAUUAAUUUCUUUUAUAAUAACAAAAUAUAAUUAGCUUCACUUUCAAAUAGCAAGGAUCCAAUUUUGCCUCAAGUUCUAUCAAACAACUCCUUAAUAUAAUAACUAAUAACAACUAUCUGAAGUGCUUAGACUUAGAACUAAAAUAUAGCUAAAUAGACUCUUCAACCUUGGUGUAGCUUUGUGGAGCAAUUUAAAAAUGCAAGCAUUUGCUAGUACUUAAAUUAGAUCUGGCGCUAAAUAAUCUAUGCAAAUCUGGAUUAAGCAAAUCUUUUAAAUAUUUUGGAAUGUAUACUGAGCUUUAAAUAUUGAGUCUUUCCUUUAGAUCAAACAGAAUACUUUCUGAAGGAAUGCAAUAAUUAGCUUAAAAUUUGGAAAAACUACUAUAUUUAAGAAGCCUCAAUAUAAACUUUAGUGAAUGCGGAAUUAACAAUGGAAUUGAUAAAAUAGGAUAUUAUUUAUAAAAUUGUAAAUAAAUUUCUCAUCUACAACUUAGUUUUAGAUAUAACAAUUUAAGAUCAGAAGACUGUGUUACUUUAAUGAAAUACAUCAAUAAUAUUUAAAGUAUAGUGAAUUUGUCUUUAGAUUAUCAAGAUUGUUAGUUAAAUAGCAAAGAUUUAAUUGAUUUUGUAAUGCUAGUUAAAAACUAAAAAUAGCUAACAGAGCUUGACCUGAAUUUGAGAUAAAAUAAUAUUGGCUGCGAGACUGCUCAAAUAAUAAUAAAUGAACUCUCUUAGUAGAAAUACCUAAAAUCUCUAUCACUUGACAUUUAAUAGAAUAGAAUUUAAAAUACCACUUUAGAAAAGAUAAGAAGAAUGAUUAAAUUUUCCUCCUUGAUUAAAAUGAGUUUUGGAAUUAAGUAAAAAGAUUGCCAUUCUAAUGUUUUAAACAAGUUCUACUCUGCUAUUAGAAAAAAUAUUCGUCUAGUUAACUUUCAUGUAAUAAACUGA
Molecule: messenger RNA, 1698 nt
Organism: Tetrahymena thermophila SB210
Lineage: Eukaryota; Ciliophora; Oligohymenophorea; Hymenostomatida; Tetrahymenidae
Exons: 13
Source: RefSeq, a predicted model, not a curated record